This is a messenger RNA of Melanotaenia boesemani (Boeseman's rainbowfish), 9746 nucleotides long. It is a transcript of the gene lmtk3, whose product is annotated as lemur tyrosine kinase 3. The transcript has 16 exons. The record is from RefSeq and is a predicted model, not a curated record. Gene Ontology annotation, biological process: protein phosphorylation. Lineage: Eukaryota; Metazoa; Chordata; Actinopteri; Atheriniformes; Melanotaeniidae. The coding region runs from base 110 to 8404 and encodes 2764 amino acids. Gene Ontology annotation, molecular function: protein kinase activity; ATP binding.
GCCCGGAGACGGUACAGACCGUGGCGGCGGGGACGGGAGUGAUUAGGACACUGACACCGACAGUCGGCAGCGUCGCUCGGAUGGUGUUGCUGCUUCGGACGCUGCGAAGAUGCGGCCACACUGCUGGGCGAUGGUAGCGCUGGCGGGGAUCAUGUCGUACCUCAGCCCGGAGAGAGCACUCGGAGCACCGCAGAGGGAAGUUUCUCAGACCAAAGCUGCAUCCCUCUCUCCUCCACCCUACAUCGUCAUCCUCAUAUCUUGCUCGGGGCUUGUCUCUUUUGUUCUGCUGCUCCUCACCUGCCUGUGCUGUAAGAGAGGAGUGGGGUUCAAUGUAAGUCUUCAACAUGAGUUUGACAAUGCAGAUGGAGAGGAGUGCUCUGGAGGUUCCAGUCCAAUCCAGGAGGACAGCCUGUCAUCGUGUCCCUCCCUCCCUGAGGUUUACACCUUACCAGUCAGAGACCGAUCCAACUGUCCCAACCUACAGAAUGGAGCAGACUCCAAAUCUCAGUGCUUCAAAAGACACACUUUAAACUACCUUCAGGAGAUAGGAAAUGGCUGGUUUGGAAAGGUGAUCCUUGCUGAAGUGCUGUGUGACUCCAGCUCCUCGCAGGCGGUGGUGAAGGAGCUGCGUGUCAGCGCCAGCCCCCUGGAGCAGAGGAAGUUCCUGGCUGAAUCUGAGCCGUACAGGAGCCUUAAGCAUCCCAACAUCCUUCAGUGUUUGGGGCAGUGCAGCGAGAGCAUUCCCUUCCUCCUGAUUAUGGAGUUUUGUCAGCUGGGUGAUCUGAAGAGGUAUCUGCGAGCCCAGCGCAAGUCAGAUGGGAUGACUCCAGACCUCCCAACAAGGGACCUCCUGACUCUUCAGAGGAUGGCUUUCGAGAUCACCUCGGGUCUGCUGCAUCUUCAUGAAAACAACUACAUCCACAGUGAUCUGGCAUUGAGAAACUGUCUAUUGACCUCAGACCUCACUGUCAGGAUAGGUGACUAUGGUCUAUCACACAACCAUUACAAGGAGGACUAUUACCUAACUCCAGACAAGCUAUGGAUCCCUCUGCGCUGGAUUGCUCCUGAGCUGCUGGAGGAGUACAGAGGAUCUCUCAUUGUUACUGACCAAACAAAGACCAGCAAUGUCUGGUCCUUGGGGGUGGUAAUAUGGGAGCUGUUUGAAUUUGGCUCUCAGCCCCACCGACACCUGAGUGACGAAGAGGUGUUGACCUUUGUCAUUAGGGAGCGACAGAUCACGCUGGCACAGCCCAGACUUAAGCUCUCCCAUGCAGAUUAUUGGUAUGAGAUCAUGCAGUCCUGUUGGCUACCACCAUCACAGCGCCCUUCUGUAGCAGAAAUAUUCCUGCUUCUCUCCUCCCUCUUGGCUGCUGAGAGAGGAAUGGCGAGGGGGAGUGUUGGGGAAGAAGAUGAAGAGGAUGAGGAGUUUGAGGAAGGCAGGGGAAGGAGAGGGGAGAGCGAGGAGUCAUUUGAGCGACGCUGGGACCUUCUCCGUCCACCUGCCUUUCAAACUGCAGGAAAUGAGCGGCAUCGGGAUAGAGAGUACAGCAGGGAAAACAGAGACAGCUCUUACCCUCUACUGGACUCUGUGGGGAACUGUAUCACCCCUUCCUCAUCUGAACUGGAUGAUAUCCUGACAGUCACAGAAACUAGCAAAGGUUUGAACUUUGAGUAUUUCUGGGAGAAGGCUCAUGCCAGAAGAGGCUACAAACCUCUUCCUCCUCCUCAACCAAUCCCGACUGUGAACAAUAACCACAGACAGUCCUUGGACACUCCUACUGUGGUGCCAGUGAUCAGUGCCCGCAGCCCCUCACUCGCCAGUGAAUAUUACAUCAGACUAGAGGAGCACACUCCCCAAGAUAAGUCGCCAACUCUUAAAGGGAGGACACAGUCCUCUUCUCGCUCUGAUUCUGUUUGCCCUGGAGACUUGGAGCUUGUGGAGAUUCGCAGUGGAACACUUGGAAAAGAGCGACUUCCGUAUUCUUCUGAUAAGGGUGGAAAAACACUCCAAACUGUCCGAUCGAGUGAGGUUCAGCUUCAGGUGCCCAACACAGGCGUGGCUGAGUUCAGAGACACUUCAAGCAGAGUGACUGACUUCUCAGUUGUGGAUUUAGGUGAUGAUGAUGAGGUGGAGAAGAAAAAGAGCAACGAGGGAGAUAAAAAAUCCUCCACAACUUCUCAAGCUCCAGUCCUUCCUCCCAAGCCUCGUUCUAUGUCCAUGUCUUCAUCCAACCACCUUCACUCACGGCCCCUCCCCGCUCCUCCACUUGGAUAUAGAGGAUUACCUCACUACACCAUCAGUGGAAAAAUUGAGACAGACCCCCAUCACAUGAGCUCCUGCCCUCCUUCUACUUUUGAUCACUUGGGUCUCCAUCGGGCCCGACAGACUCUGCCACCCUCUCCAUCCCUGUCCCCCUCCAUUCCCCCAUCAAGACAUCCAAUUUACCCUCAACCUCCUCAAAUGUGUCCUCCCCCUCUCCCUCCCCAUUCCAAACCACAACGAAGUGUCCCCAGCUACAACACAGCUGAGGCUUACUUAAGAUACAGUAAACCACAGUUGCAGAGAUCCAACAGAGACCCCCUAUCCUGUGAUGUGUUUGAUAAAGAGAGUGACAACAGGCAUGCAGCAUCAUUGAAUACCUCUAAGGAGACCUCUCAUUCCCAUGCAAAAGUCUUCGACUCUCCUAUUCGUAGAGAAAACCCUUUGCGCCCUAUUUAUCGAAAUCCACCUCGUACCCAGACCACAAACCCCCACAUAGACAGGCAGUCUUCAUCAAGUCCCACCUACUCAGAUGAGGACGACUCUCCUUUCAUGUCCCCAGAGAGAUAUAGUGGUGGGACAACUGUCACUCACUCCAGCCUAUCUGAGGACGCAGACCCAACCACUGCAGAUCUCUUUUCCAGGGGAAUGAAAAGGACUCAGUCACGCCUUGACACUAUCCUGCCCGCCAUUUGGAAGGAAGAUGCUGAACUUCAGGCAGAACUUGUUGCUGCAGCCAGGAAAUCCCCCAUGCAUCUGUUUCUGACAGAGAUAUCAAGUGUGACAGAGUCAAGUGAAGCCAAAUCAGAGGCAUCAUGGGACAGAGAGACAAUGGAUAAAAAAGAUGGAGAGAGAUGGGGAAAUUUUGUGCUGCCCAACAAAGGGAUGCGCCGCUCUCAGUCAUUGAUCACAGAAAUGGGCUCAGCAGGACACUCGUGGGGACAAGAGAAACAUAUCAAUAGGACAGAAGCCGAGGAGGACAAAAUAGUCACUAAUGAAUCAUUCCAGAAGGAUCUUUUUCUCACAGAGAUCGACACAGGGAGAACAGAUGUGGAUAUGGAGGAAGAAUCAGAAAGUGAUCCUGUAAAGUACCUGUAUCCUGCAGGAUCCAGGUUGCGACCCUAUGUCUGCGUUCCAGGCCUUCCCUCAUAUACAGAGGCUGAGGAAGCUUUCUCGAAAGGAAUACGGAGAUCCCGCUCUCUCCUGUCUGAGAUCACUGUUGAGAAGCAAGAAUCUGAAGCAUAUAGGACUGAGAAAGAGCCACGGAAAAUCGAAAUGACCAGAGAAGAGUUCCUAAAAGAGAUCCAGUCAGCAGAAACAUUUCUGACUGAAAUCAUAUCAAGACAAAAUGCUGCCACAAACAGGAAGGAACCAGAUCCAUCCUGCUCUCCUACUCCACUUUCCCCUGAAUAUGAGUCCAUAUGCAUUGACCCAAAUUCCGCCCAGACCAUCAGUUUCCAGUCAGAGAGCUCCAUACGAGCAUCCAAUAAAGGCAAAGAUGAUACACAAACUGAGGCCAUCUAUGCCCAAGUCACCAAGCGUGCUAAGAAGAGUGAAAUAAAGGUUUCCAUCAGACCUGAGAUCCCAAUUCUUCACAUAGGAUCAAAUAAACAACCACUUAAACCAGACAGCCAAGGAAACAACACUCCUCACUGCCAGUCUGGGGAGUUUGUGUUUUCAGAAAUCAUGCCGAAAAAUGGUUUAUUGCACAACCAAACACUUGAAUGUCAGAAGGAAGAGGAGGAAAGUUCAGAUGGACCUGCCUUACCUGCCAGAGGAGAGCAAACAGAUCUGUCUGAGUUCUCUACUUCUGAAUCCACUGAUAGUGGUACAGAGCCCAACACUGUGAUACUGCGUGAGAACAAAUCAUCCGUUACAAAUGAAACUGAGAAGGUUGCUAUAAAAGGGAAUGGUGAGAUAAUGAAAGAUGACAGACAAGCUUGCAGCCCUGAGAGAAGAGUCCGAACAGAGGGGAAGUCUGAUACCAUACUGUAUAACUCUGAGAAAAAAGUUGAUUUGGAGAGCUCUGAAAAUGUGAGUUCUGCUAAGAAGAGCUUUGCUGAUACAAAUGGAGAAAAUACUUUUCAGUGUAUGGAAAAUGAUCAACAAAGCCAGUGUCACAUCAGCCAAAAAGAACAUAUUCCUGCAGUAACUCCAAGCACUCCAGAGUGGGACCCAUCCUCUGAUGCCUCGCUCGUCACCCCUACUGACUCAGUCCUCUCACCUAUGACUUCCAGCUCCACAGGCUGCCUCACACCUAGUGACUCGUGGACAGGGGGAGGAGUGGGAAGCAGUGGGUGGCGGGCUCUGGGAAAUGAAACUCCACAUCGAGACUCCGCCUAUUUCUCAGACAGUGAUUGGGAAGGUGACGGUAUGAACAGGAGGAACAGUGAGGGACUUAUUGCCUCUAGGUCAAGUAGCAGCCGAGGGGCUGAGCGGGGAAUGUUGACAGGGAUUGAGGAAAAAACUGAAGAGGAGGGAGAGACAGGAGAAAAGACCCUGUUACGAAAUGGUUCCUAUUUGUCAGAUGGCAAAACAGAAACUGUUGAAGGGGGGACAACUGAGAUUCGUGACAAGACAGAUGUAAUGUUUCAGAAGUCUCCUGACAAUUACAUCUCUCGUUGGGACAACAACAUUGCUGUUGUAAACAAAGGGCUAGAGUUCGCACAGAGAGAAGAUUCAGGCAUUUUUCACAAUGAGAGUAAAAGUUCAGCUCUGCUGUCCAAUGAUCCCGAAGUCAAGGACUGUGUUGACUUAAUUGAUGAGUUGUUUUCCAAAUUAGAUGAGGAACCACUGACAGGGGUCUCACACAGCAGUGGAUAUGUGAUAGACAGUCACUACACAGAUGGCAUAAUUUCUAAGAUAACAGAUAGCAAAAAUCAUGACUCUGAAGACUCAAAGCUACAUUCCAAGAGCCCUGCUGAGACAGGAAGUUUGAUCAAGUCCUCAUCUGGCAGCCUGUCAAAUGAUUGCAAGUUUCACCCAUGCAACGAAUACACAAGCAUUACAGGGACAGACAAUGAUCUCACUGCACUGAAGUCUCUGAAAUCCAGAAAUGAAACUGACAAAUCUAUUGCAUCAUCUCAAAGUGACAACACAAAGUCCAGAUUAUCUGAAAAAUGUGAUAGUCGAACCAGUGAUUGCACACAUAGAGAUGAAACCCUGGCAGAAAGAGAUAAAGUGAGUGAUCUGACAUAUCAAUGGACUGAGCAGGGUGUUGAAGAGCUUGAGGGAUGUGAAGUGAAGACCGGCCAAGACCACAACGAGUUAGGCCUAAGAAACCUUCACUGCUUAGACGGUGGAGAGGAUAAAGAGGUCAGGGUGGAGACAGAGGCAAAUCUAGCUUCAGCAGAGCUGAGAAACACCCUGAUGGAACAGGCUGUCUUGAGCGGGGCAGUAAGUAAAAAAGACUCUGUUAAAAACGUGGAUGGCGACUCUUGUGAUAGACUGGAUGUGAUCACUGAAGACUUAUGGAGUGCUCUGGAGGAAGAUGAGGAGAAACCAGGAUCUGGAGUGGUAAAGGGUGAGCUUGACUGUCACCGUCUGUCACAGUCUGAGGACUUGCGCUUGUGGCCUGAUGAAAAUGACCAAUGGGCCUCCCCAGAAAAGAGGAGGCAAGAAGUUGAACUAAGGAGUGAAUUUUUCUCUGGGUUUGCUAAUAAGGGGUGGGAGGCGGGGGAGAGGCUUGUCGUGGCUCGGGAGUACUGGGAAACUAAAGAAAAUGAUGAACUUGCAGGAAGUGAGCCUCACCCUGCUGUCUUGAAAGGUUAUGAAGAACCUUUGACCAAUGAAACACAAGGAUUAAGUGGAAAUUGUUCUGUGAAGGAAAUAUGGGAUUCAAAAGUUACAGAUAAACAACAAGCUGCAGAAGAAAUACAACAAGAGGAAAACAUAGAGAACCUGAAUGAAAUUGAGAUUAUUAAGUGUGAUGUAAAGCAAGAGAUUGCUGAUAUUGAAGUCGAGAACAUAGAAAUACCUGAAGAAGAGUCCUCAGUGAAAGAAGAGAAGCAGAUUUUCACAUGCAAAGAGGCGGUCAGGGACAGGGAAGGUCCCACAGAAACAGGGGAGAAUCAAAAUUUUAACAGAUGGCCUCAGGAUCAAUGCUGCAGCAUCCACAAAGAAGGGCAGGCAUCUGCUGUACAUGCUGACAAAGACCCAGAAUCUAAUUUUGAGAACCACCUCAGCCACACUUUAGAGAAUAAAAUCUCAAAUAUACCUGACUGCGUCUCUGAAGCUCCUCAUGUUAACCUUUCCAACCUGGAAACGGAUGAAUCAGGCUUCAACUCAGAAGCUGAGGUGAGACCAUGGCUUGCAAGGCAAUACCUAGAUGAAAGAAUGAGCAUUGUAAAAGUUAGAGAGGAUUACAGAGACCCACCCCUUCCAUCCAAUCACAGUGACUUUAAAAAACAGGAAGAGAUAGAUCAGUCAUAUCCAGAAGUUGACAAUUUCAGCUCAGUAGAUUUUCCAAGUCCUCCUCCAAGCAUAGACCUGGAUGUACAAGACGAUAAACUGGAGAGUUUAGAUGACUCUUUUCCUAGUCCACCUCCAUCUGUUAUAGACUCUGAAGACUUUAUUAGCCACAUUAAUCUAGAAGACUUUAUUGUCUGUACUAAGACAGAGUCGUAUAUUUAUCCAACUAACGACAUAGAUGUCUCAGAGCCAACUCUGCAGGAAUUACCACCUGCUACAACUCAGAAUAAAGGGAUCUCAGCCAAUCUGAGCUUCCCCUCUGUACAAAUAACACUGACAGAUGAGAAUAACCUUCAGUCCAACAUAGAAGGUCAGAAUGAUCAUAAUAGCUUUUGUCAGAAUACAUCAUCUGUAGUGCCCUCUGCACCCCAAGAUCCCCUUAGCAACAUCCCUGAAUUACUGAUUUCAGAGUGGAAAGAUCUGGAUGAGGAGCCACUGGAGGAUUUUGAAAAACUGGAACAACUCUGCUGCAUCUCUGGGGAUGAAGAGGAAAGUUUGGGGGAGAUUUUCUUGGGGAACUUAGAGUUGCUGGAGUCUUUGAAGAAAACACCUGAGCAGAAAGAUAGCAGCACAGAUGGUAGUGAUGCAUGUGAUGAGAUUUGUGACUCUACUCCUGAGGGUAGCAGGUUGGAUUUGAAGAAGGAUUGGAUCUCUGACAACUCUGAUAAGUUGGUGGAAUCUAAACAAUCCCCGAUCCUGGAUGCUCAAGACAAUCUGUCUACAGCAGAGGAGAAGGAUGAUGGGCAGAAACCAGCAGAUCAAACAACUGAUGUCAAGGAGCAGGGAUCGUUCUCCAAGAUGACAACUAAAAAUGGCUUCAUGAUGCAGGUGUGUGAAGAACGGCUGCAGUUUUCCCUUAGUGAAAAUGUGAAAACGAAUGUGCUCUGGGGGGCAGCUGUGAAAGAUACUGUUACAGUCCGGCCCUGGGGAGAACAAGUCACAGAAAGCAGCAGCGACCUGGCCCCUGUGAAAGACCAAACAAAGGAGGAGAGUCAAGAGGAGCAGGAAGCUGACCCCAGCGACCAGCUGCUCACAGACUCUGAUAAAACUAAAUCUGAGCCACUCACUGUGAUUGAACAACCUGAGAAUACAACGACGCAGCCUACUGCAAACCAGGCAAUGAAAGCAAAGCUAGCUCGGCUGUCUCUCGCCCUCCCUCCUCUCGCUUUGACCCUUCCACCAAGUGGCAAAGGGGGAUUUGGGGAUGGAGCCAUUGGAAAUCGGAUAGUAAGACGGAGAGGUCUGUCAUCAGGAAGUGACCCAGAUGAAGAAGAGGAGGAGGAUGACCAAGAGGAUGAAAGCUCCCGCAGGGUGAUUGUUGUCACAGAGACCGAUGUGGACAAACGUGUAGGGCUGAGGAGUCUAUUGAAAUCACCCAAGGAGCCCCUGGAGAGAGAGAGGGACAGAGGGAGGAAUGUGUCCUUUUUUGAUGAUGUCACAAUAUAUCUCUUUGAUCAGGAAACUCCAACCAAUGAGUUGAGCUCUUCAGCUCCUACAAGUCCAGCUUCAGUGUCCGUCAAAAGCAGCAAAUUGGACUUGCAUGGGCCAAACAAAAGCAAGGAAUCAAAAAGGAAAGAUGAUUUCUCAGUCAAACCAAGGUCACCCGUGGGAGCCAAUCCAGUGACUUCAUCACGCUUCACUGUCAGUCCUGCCAAUGACCCCCACUUGGUGUGAAGUUAUAUGUCAUCAUGGGAAACUGUAGAGCUGAAGCCUCUUGGACUGGCCAGUGAAUUUACCCAAUAACCAGCCAUUCACCCAGAGGAUAUUUUUUUAUUGAAUAGGCAACUGGAAGAAUGAGACUCUGGUUCUAAAAGCUGGACACAUUCCAGGUUUUACCAGCAAUAGGAUUUUGUAUGAAAAGGGUUGCUGAGCUCCUGCCUGCCAGUGUUUACAGAGUUUAUUCAUACACUUUGGCUACAAAAGUCUUUGGAAAAUGCAGCAUAUGCUGGAAGAAGAGGAACCUGGAGCUUUGUAAAAUCUGAAACAGAUUUGACAGCUAUGCAGUGGGAGUCUUGCUGUGUACCAGCUUAUCUUAGCUUUUUCUGUUUCGUUCUGUUGUAUUAUUCCCCAGGUGUGUGGGGAAUGCACUUUCUUUAGCCAUUCAUCUGUCUAUGUAAAUGCUUGGAUUCCAGUCCAGUCUUAAUUAAAAGACAAAGUUUGUCAUUGCAGUCAGUCAGUUGAUCUUGUAGGCAGCAGUUUGACACAGAAAUUUCUUGAAUCCUGUAUUUUAGAAUUAUUCUUAGCAUUUGUACAAAUAUCAUAAAACAAGUGUAUACAAUAUCAUUUUAGAGCUUUUACGUUUAGAUGUAUUUCAUAGACUGCACGAAAAUUAAAUAGUUUCUUUAUAAUUUAGUUCUGAAAUGAUUUUAAUUGAUUUCUGUAUUUACUAUAUCUUUCUAUUUAUUUAUUUGCUUCUGUGCUAUUUGCAUAUUUGAACUUAGCUACAAUUUGUUUUGCACAGAAUGCAUCUAAGUUAUACCUUCAUUAAGAUAUUCAUAAUAAAUAAAUCAAAAUAUUUUCCCAAAUGUCUCAAUUGCUAAAAAAAAAAAAAAAAAAAGAAAGAAAAAAAAGGAAAGAAAGAAAAAGAAAAAAAAGUAUUUUGUAUAAUUUAACUUGUUAUUAUAUGCCAAUCUGUACUGUAUGGAACUAUGUCCUGUAAUGUUUCUUUAUUUUCCUAUGUCUAAAUUUUCAGCAGUCUUUUCAUUCUUUUAUCUUGUUUAUUGACAGUUAAUAUAGCUUAGCAUGACAAAUCAAAGCCUUUCAUCAGUAAAUAACUCCAUUUGUUUGUGUAUUUGUUAAUUCAGCCCAUUUUCUUUUCUACUAAUAACAGUUGAACAUGCAGCCUAAAUCCAACUUGUCCGUUCGUUUAGUCUGUUUAAAUGUUGGUUUGAACUUGUAUUGUUUAAAGAAAGGUUUUCAAGGGGGAUACGGUACAAACAAGAGAAUAAAGAUUACAAAAUGUGAACCUCUUAUUUGAAAUGUGUCAUGACAAUAAAUCUCAUUGUUUGUAAUCCUA